AUGCGCCCCAGUUCUAACCGAACGGCGACUGCCGUCAUGCCCAACCGCUGGGCCGACUUUGAGCCCAUGCCGUACAUCGAGGCCGAGAUGAUGUCGCUGCCGAAGUGCGAAGAUGACAUUCCGACGAUCGACGCAUCGGAUCUCACCGCCGCGGAGUUCGCAGAGCGCUUCAUGCGACCCAACAAGCCGGUAAUGCUGACGAACAUCGGUUGUGAAAGUUGGAAGGCUUUCGAUGAGUGGACCAAGGUGGAUGGAUCCGGGGAGCGCGUGCCGGACGUAUCGCGCAUGUCCGAGCUGUUCGGAGACGCGAAGGUACUCGUGGUGGAUUGCGAAGCCCCGCUGGACACCGACCUGUCCCGACGGGAGAUGCGUUUCGAGGAGUACGCCAGGUACUUUCGAUCGAGGGGUGACGGUUCGCGAAGCGAUGGGGGCGACAAACGACUGCUCUACUGCAAGGACUGGACCUUCACGGAGGAUUUCCCCGAGUAUCCCGCGUACCAAACCCCGCCGCACUUCGCCGACGACUGGCUCAACGAGUACUGGGACGAGCAACGCGGGAAGGGCGUCGGCGACGGCCUCGGAUCGCACAGGUUCGUCUACCUGGGAGUCGAGGGCACGCACACGCCGUUGCACGCGGACGUCCUCCGGUCGUUCUCGUGGUCCGUCAACCUCGCCGGCCACAAGCGUUGGCUCAUGGUCCCGCCCCAUCGCAGCCGCCACCUGCUGGACUGCACGGGCCGGCGGCAUUACCACGAUGUGGAGCGUUGGAGGCAAAGUGACUGGAACACGUUUCCAACAGUGGACAUGGCUUUCCCACUCAUGAUCAUCCAACCCCCGAACAGUGCGUUGUUCGUCCCGUCUCUGUGGUAUCACCAGGUACGAAACCUCACGGACUGUCUCAGCGUUAAUCACAACUGGUUCAACGCGUCGAACGCGCGGUUUUCGUGGGCGAUGCUUCGAGAUGAACUGGACGACGUGAGAGCCGGUUUACCCGACCAAGACGAUCGAGGCGACGGCGUUCUGUGCCAGUCGCUGGUGGAGCGGAAGGCGGGGGCGGACUUCAAGACGUUCGCUGGGAUCCUGGCGUCCGCUAUACGGAGGUACAGGCGGCGCGCUGUGGGUGAAUGCGAGAGCGAGAGUAGGACGCGAUCGGGGAAGAGGCGGCGGUUGGACGGCGAAAACAAAUUGGACGAUGAAAACGAACGCGGUCUGAGGGUGGCGGUUGACCUGCUGGAGGAGGUCCUGGACGCGGACGAUGAGGAGGGCGCGUCGGCCGUGGCCAGCGCGUGGGAGGGGAGCGAGGGCGCGCUCGAGGAGGCGAGGGACGCGUUGAAGAAGGGCCGGGAGACCCUGGUAGGAAAUGAGAGGCUCGGUAGGAGGCUCGAUAGGAAAUGA
Messenger RNA from Micromonas commoda, 1395 nucleotides. RefSeq names its product JmjN/JmjC protein. Gene Ontology annotation, cellular component: cytoplasm; nucleus. Lineage: Eukaryota; Viridiplantae; Chlorophyta; Mamiellophyceae; Mamiellales; Mamiellaceae. Gene Ontology annotation, biological process: negative regulation of gene expression; protein hydroxylation; positive regulation of translational termination. The coding region runs from base 1 to 1395 and encodes 464 amino acids. The transcript has a single exon. The record is from RefSeq and is a predicted model, not a curated record. Gene Ontology annotation, molecular function: sequence-specific DNA binding; histone H4R3 demethylase activity.